AUGCUCUUGUUUCUCGUAUGUUUUGUAUGUAACAUAUGGCUGGUUUUCGGUGUGCAGGCCGCACUGAACGUGUCUGAUGUGGUGAAUACCAUCGUGGUGGCGUCAAGGACUCAAAGAGACAUUUCUAUGUUGGUUCCCAUUGGCCAGACCAACAACAUGGGUGUUUCACUCAACACGGUUUUGUUUGAAAAAGUGGGUUACAAUUCAUCCUCACUUGAUUAUAUCAGGCAGCUAUUGGAUGGAGGACUACAAACGUGGAUGUUGGACUUAUACUACAAUAAUGCUACCAGUAACUGGCAAUUAUGUCCCGCUCCGUUUCCCCAAAACUCAUCCACCAAUGCCUACGAGACACGGACAGUUCGGUGGAACAACAGAGACUACCACUGCCAGCCGUCGUUCACGUUGGACCUGGUAAUGCAGGAAUUUCGGUCAUAUUUCAUGAGCACGAACACCAACAUUGCCGUCAACUUGAUUCAGAUCAUGUUCAAUCUCUACGAUUUUGAUUUUUCCGAGUCGAAAAACAAAACUAUCGCUUCCAAGGAGCUCAAGAACUAUGCCACGUUUUCCAAUUAUGGCAAUUCAACCCUCAAUUCGAGCUUAUCAUCGGUUUCAGAUAUGCUUUAUACACCCCAAGAUCUCACAACUUAUCAGAAAACCCAAAGUGGUACGGGUAUCUCAGCCUUCUACAACACGUCCGCAUUCGACUUUCCGCUGUCGCAAACGUUCUUGUUGAACGAUUACAAGAGAUUAAUCACAUAUGUUGCCGAGAAUAAGGUCCCCAAAUCGGCGCUCGGUUCCAAUGACGAAAAUACUAUAUUUUUCAAUGAAGAUUUUGCCGAUAUCUCCUACACCAGCGACGAGAGUCUACUAGAGCGCUGUGGAUCACGAACAUUGAGCGAUUUCAACCAACUUUCAUUGAAUUCAAACUUUCGGACUGUGGUGGAUAAUGAGAACGUUCCUUUUACCCCCAGCAGUUUUCGCAAGUACGUCACAUGCGGCUACUCGCCCAUUCUCAAUGCCUCGAGGUACUCCAUACCAAACAAACCCGCAACGACGGAUAUUAGUGAUAUACUCACCUACUACUUUCCACGGUCGUAUUGGUCGUGGGCUCCUGGCCAGCCUCAUGAUCGACAACACACGGCAAACACGUCCUCCUUUGACAAACGAGACUAUAAGUCGUCGGACAACCAGAUGGCCCGCAAAUGCGUAACUCUUCAGGAAAGUGGGUUUGUUUUAAGCAACUGUUAUGAGGAACACAAGUUUGCAUGCCAAAAGUUCAAUUCGCCCAACGAAUGGAAAAUCUCAGUUUCUUCCGACACAUAUUUUUCCGACGACUACGGCGACUGUCCCGAAGGAUACCUGUUCAAUGUUCCCCAGCUGAGCAUCGAGGUUGAUUCGCUUCGACAGGAAGUUGCCAAUAGUGGUGAAAAAUACCCGAUUUGGGUAGAUCUCAACGACAUAACCGUGGCCAAUUGCUUUGUUACUGGAGGACCAUACGCCCAGUGCCCGUACCAAAGAACGGUUUCUGGUAGAAGGCUCGUGGAGCUAAUUGCGCCAAGUUUCGUGGUAGCGCUGGUGAUCGUAGUUCUCAUUUUCAUUGAGAAAAUAUUUCGGGUCAAUCCGGUGCAAACGAACCGAAAACGGUACUGGCGAAGAGCUAUUAACGAGUACAACAAACAGCAUGGAUACGAGGGCGUCCCAAGUUAA
Meyerozyma guilliermondii ATCC 6260 is the source of this 1707-nucleotide messenger RNA. RefSeq lists its product as uncharacterized. NCBI's taxonomy places the organism in Eukaryota, Fungi, Ascomycota, Pichiomycetes, Serinales, Debaryomycetaceae. The record is from RefSeq and is a predicted model, not a curated record. The transcript has a single exon. Bases 1 to 1707 code for a protein of 568 amino acids.